AUGAAGCCAUCACGGACGCAGCUAACGUAUUGUGGCAUCAGCAUAAGCACUCUCGUGCUCUUAGAGCCACUCGGACAAGGAGAUAGUGUCGAAUGUGGCUCCCCCAAACGCUACAGCCCGACGACCCAAUGCGGGCCAAAGAUUUUCCGUCCUGACGCAUUUGCCGACAUGCUGUUUUCUGUCGCAGGCGGUAACGGAAAAUUUUCAUCUGCCUGUCGAGCACCUCAUCUCUCAUGUGGUGAAGAAUACAUGAUACAGUAUGGGAGCAACGCAGACAAGACUGAAUGGAGACAUGUUUACUGA
Messenger RNA from Chondrus crispus (carragheen), 303 nucleotides. RefSeq lists its product as hypothetical. The transcript has a single exon. Lineage: Eukaryota; Rhodophyta; Florideophyceae; Gigartinales; Gigartinaceae. The record is from RefSeq and is a predicted model, not a curated record. The coding region runs from base 1 to 303 and encodes 100 amino acids.